Messenger RNA from Vanrija pseudolonga, 606 nucleotides. RefSeq lists its product as uncharacterized. The record is from RefSeq and is a predicted model, not a curated record. The transcript has a single exon. Bases 1 to 606 code for a protein of 201 amino acids. NCBI's taxonomy places the organism in Eukaryota, Fungi, Basidiomycota, Tremellomycetes, Trichosporonales, Trichosporonaceae.
AUGUCCUCCCAGUCCCCCAACGACUCGCAGGCCUCUCCCAACAUUUCAGCACGCGAGCGUUCCGCCGCCCUCGACGCGGAAAUCCAGUCCCUCCUUCCUUGGGUUAUCCCUGACAACGACCCGAGCAAGGCGUACGUCGAGUGGCCCCCUGGCUCGGAAGAGCGUCAGGCGCGCGUCUCAGAGCUCUCCGCCCAGAAGUUCUCCCUCCGCCUCACCGACGAGGAGUGGGCAGAGAUUAAGCGAAGCUACGACGAGCUUAUGGGCGACGACGACGGGCCGUCGGCCCAGGAAUACCGCCACCCACCUCAAGUCGAGGCGGCCUUCGCGAGGCGCGAGGAGAUGAUCCACCACCUCAACCUACCUGGCGCGCCGAAGAACCUCCACUGGGGCCCGGACUACGUGCCCAACGAGUGGGACACGAUGAACCACGAGGCCGCCGUCGAGGCUUCGACCCAGGCUGCCCUCGAGGCCUUCUUCCCCGACCUCUAUCCGCCCGCCUCUGCAUCCACCUCUACCGGUUCGGCCCAGCCCGACGCCAAGGUCUCUUCCAACGUCGAAGCUAUCAAGCCCGUCGACAACUCCAAGCCCUCGCCCUCGGAGUCGUAG